Molecule: messenger RNA, 759 nt
Organism: Fusarium vanettenii 77-13-4
Lineage: Eukaryota; Fungi; Ascomycota; Sordariomycetes; Hypocreales; Nectriaceae
Exons: 2
Coding region: 31-597 (188 amino acids)
Source: RefSeq, a predicted model, not a curated record
AAUUAAACAAAAUCUCAUUUUCUUGCCAAAAUGUUGUAUAAGAACCUCCUCCUUGCCUCUCUCAGCGGCCUUGCCGCAGCUGUACCCACCGACACCAAGAUCGUCAGCAACCCGUCUUUCCAGGUCAUUUCUCUACGUUCUGGCGGCGACAUACACUUUUCCAAGGUCACUGCCGCCAACAGCAGCCUCUUCCUCGGCCUCCCCGACCAAGGCGCCUCGUGCGAUAGGGGAGAGAAGCCAGAUGCAGCCACUUUUUACCUGAAGAACGGCGAACUUUACCUCUACAAGACGGACAACCCGCCCCAACAGGUCUAUGCUGACCGUUCUGGAAUGGGUCAAGGCCGUGUUGGCUACACCACUGGCGCUCAGUCGCCCCCUCGGAAUGCCGAACUCACGGGUUGGGAGAUCGAUAGCGACGGGAAUCUCACGCUUGAGGGCGCCAGCCUGAAGGCUUGCCUCGGCGCCAACGAUGCUUGGGUUGUUUGGGUUUCAGUCGGCUCCACGAAUCCCAACGGAUAUGACGAGUGCUUAGGCUUUACUGCCCGCACCGGAAACAUCAAAGAUCCCGUCAGCUGCCUCUAUACCCAGCAGAGCUAAGGAGGAAGUUAUUUACGCAUUUAAUAGCAUAUCUUCUAAAGAAUACAGUCAAAUUUACGUGUAGCGUUAGUAUGGUGUACUCUAGUUCAUGUGAGAAGGCCCUUGUGCCUGGUCACCCGACUUUCAGCAUCAUCUUCCCAGACCAUGUCCCUACUUAGUUAC